GUUAGGGUGUAUGCAGUUGUUAUAAUAAUUAAUAGCAGUUUUUUACAGACGCUGAAGUUCGAACCAUAAGUAUAUUCUACAGCUCUCUAGGCCCUGAUAAUACACCCAUUCGAUUCUUGAAUUCUUUAAAAAAUUAAUGUGCCUAUUAUGUUCAUAAAAAUUUGGAUUUUGCACUAUAUAGCGUAACAUUUUUGAGGGUUAAAUUUUCGCUGAUUCGUGCAUUUUACUGUAACAAAAAUGGACAAUGUAUUUAUCGACCUACACCUCUUAUGGCUAUAAAUUAAGCUCAUGCAUUCGUAUAGAUCAAAUUACACUCUUUUAACUUUACAUGCAAAAUGUUUACUGUGCAGGAGAUUCCAUGUGGCAUUCCAAAUAGAGUUCACUUGUCUGACAACAAGAUAGACCUGCCACGUCUACACAUAGAUAUUCCAAAGUUUUAUUCUUGGAUCUCUGAUGAUGCUCGUAUUUGGUGGGAGCAAUUUGAUAUGGACGCUGUCUACUCUGAUGAUGAAUUUGGAAUUACCCCCUGGCCCUUGCUACAUCUCCAAGAAGUUCGUCAACUGGCCCAACUCCCAGCCUCAGGAUCAGCAGAUAUGAGCUGUGAUGCGCCUCAGAAUACCCAGCUUCAAGCUCUAUUUGCUGCAGAGAAUGAAGAGUGCAAUGUGUAGACUGGGGCCUACCGAAAGCAAUCACGGACAGACGUUAGGGAGGUGCAGGAUUUAGCAGGUCUCAAGAUUGAUCAGUUGCUGGCAGUCAGAAGCUGUCCAAGCAGUAACAUUGAGCCAUGGAUUGCUCAACUUCGAUCGAUCUCAGAUUCAGAGGUAGGAGUUGUCUGGAUGGAAGGGAAGUACAACAGCAAAUGGAAAGUGGCAAGAAGACAGGAUCCAGAAAACAAGAGGAAGCGAAUUGAGUGGGAAGAUUCAGUCACGAAAUCCUCAAUACUCUUGUACGAUUUCCAGUUGACGUCCACCGGUCAUCUACGUAAAAAGACAAUAGAACAUUUAAAGAGUGUAUACCAAGAGCUAAAGCAAAGUAACACCUAAUGUUGUGUAUAUUUCA
Halichondria panicea is the source of this 1059-nucleotide messenger RNA. RefSeq lists its product as uncharacterized. The transcript is spliced from 3 exons. The record is from RefSeq and is a predicted model, not a curated record. The coding region runs from base 336 to 668 and encodes 110 amino acids. Lineage: Eukaryota; Metazoa; Porifera; Demospongiae; Suberitida; Halichondriidae.